GUCCCAUCUUAGCUACAUUGUAAUCAGAGCGAAGAGGAAAGAGGACUCGUCCAUAUUAUAGCUGCUGUUUCAGCGGUUUCCAAGGUGAUGGACCCUCCCGGCGGGCGAGAUGAGCGUCGCCGUCAGGCAGAGCGUCUUCGGCGGGAGGAGGCAUACUAUCACUUCAUCAAUGAACUGAGUGAGGAGGAGUAUCGGCUAAUGAGGGACAGCAACCUUUUGGGCACACCUGGUGAAGUCACAGCUGAGGAGUUACGGCAGCGUCUGGACGGAGCAAAGGAACGUGUGUCUUCCCAGCCCCGCCCUGAACCACGCCCACAGAACAGUGAGGCAGGACAGGAGGGCAGCAGUGGUGCAGCUGAGCCGAGCGCGGAGAACACUAACGGAGAUUCGCUGCUGGAGUGGCUGAACACGUUCAGGCGCACGGGCAAUGCUACCCGCAGUGGACAGAGCGGCAACCAGACAUGGCGUGCCGUCAGCCGCACCAACCCCAACAGUGGCGAGUUCCGAUUCAGUCUAGAGAUCAACAUCAACCAUGAGCAGCCUGAGCCGGGCGAGCACAGCGACGUGGUUGACUCCACCGAACCUCCGGUGCCUGCUCCUUCAAGGUCUUCUGCGGCCAUGCGUACACCUCCGAGGCCUGCCCCAUACUCCAUCCAGCACGCUGGCCCUUAUUCCUCAGUCCGGCCUGCCCUGGGGAGGAGGGCUCAGGCCCGGCGCACACGCAGCAGCACUACUCCUCCCAUAACUCCGCCUUUGAUCUCACAGGCACCAUAUACAGCACUUAGGAGGAACCUUGCUCUCCCUCAACUGGCUCCUCCCCCUCUGCAGGCCCCACCCACUUCUCAAAACCAAGGGCAGGACGGUGGUAAUGUGCUUGGUCAAACACAGGCCCCACCCCCCUCAGUCAGUAAUGGGGAGGGGCAGGAUGCUAGCGAAGGCCUGGACUGUCCAGACUCUGUGUCUCAGCCUGCCGUUCAGGGGGCGGCAGCUGGCCGUGAGACGCACACAAGUAGGACUCGUUCACGCGGCCGUGUGCGCCGGGUGGCAGGAACCGGAGGUUUAUCUAGGUCCUCAAGACGUAGCCGGUCCCCUCUGGACAGAAAUCCCACCCCCAGCGUUAGCCCAACCCUUAGCACCAGUGUACCAGUGCCAGAGUCCACUGGGAGCACAGCAGCUGCCACAGAGUCUGGUGUAGAAACGGUGGCUCCAGCACACCCUGCCCUAGAGGUGGGUGUGGAGGAGGGUGAGACACCUACGUCAGGAGGGGGGGGAGGAGUGCGGCGCCAUCCCACCAUCAUGCUGGACCUACAGGUGCGGCGCAUUCGCCCGGGAGAGAACCGUGACCGGGACAGCAUUGCUAGCCGCACCCGCUCCCGUGCCCGGGCAGCCGAGAACACCGUCACGUUUGAGAGUGACAGCGGCGGCUUCCGCCGCACCAUCUCCCGCUCGGAGCGGGCCGGUAUCCGCACCUACGUCAGCACCAUCCGCAUCCCGCUGCGCCGCAUCUCUGAAACAGGCCUGGGCGAGCCAAGCUCCACCGCCCUGCGCUCCAUCCUCCGCCAGAUCAUGACUGGCUUCGGAGAGCUCAGCUCCCUCAUGGAGACGGAGGCCGACUCCGAAGCGUCUGCGCCCAGCCAGCCUGCCGGGCCCAGAGCUCAGGUGGGCGAAGGAGGGGCCGGCCACGCAGGGGCGGAGUCUAGACGAGAGAGCACUGUGUCGGGGGAAGCGGGCCAGGUGCGGGCUGGCGCCAACGGCCUCGACAGCCGGCCCGGGGGCCGAGACACCAACAACCUGGUGGAGAAUGGAACGCUGCCCAUCCUGCGCCUGGCCCACUUCUUCCUGCUGAACGAUGAGGAGGACGACGAGCACCCGCGCGGCCUCACCAAAGAGCAGAUCGACAAUCUGGCCACGCGCACCUAUGGCCAGGCGAGCCUAGAGGGCGAGCAGGGGCGUGCCUGCAGCGUCUGCAUCAACGAGUAUGCCCAGGGCAACAAGCUACGAAGCUUGCCCUGCACCCAUGAGUUCCACAUCCACUGCAUCGACCGCUGGCUCUCCGAGAACAAUACCUGCCCUAUCUGUAGGCAGCCCAUCCUUUCGAGCCACCAGGACUGACGGCGGGCUGUUCCCGUCCGACAGACCGACCGACUGACUGACUUACCCCAUCUCCGGUGGCACCUGUACAUAGCGCUUCAAUCAAUGUUUUCAUUCAUUGAGACCCACUGUAUUCAGCUGAAGGUAGAACCAAAAAAAAGAGAGAAACAAACACAGAUAAUUAACAAAGCUUUAUUUUUUUAGACUUCGUUUGUUUUCAGCAUUUUUUUCCCCGCCUUCUGUCUGCAUAGUCUCCUCUCUGUGACCUCAUGCUCUUGGGUAACAUUAACAGACGUUAACUGUGACGAAUCAGUGUUAGCAACAGCUAAUCAAUCUUGCAUUCAUUUUGAUUUCACAAAAUGCAUUUUACAGAUUGACCUCAAAACUCUGAGGAUAUGUAAAUAUAUGACUGCCUGUGAUUUUGGGGUUUGACACUGAAACACAGUGUAGAAAGAUACUUAUGCUCUAUAAAUUUGUGUUUUAACAGCGUUAGUUUUAAGCGCUUGCGGCCGAAGCCUUUAUUUUAAAGCUCGUGCAGCAGAAUCUUCCAUUUUGAAGCUCUUAAUAUUUGAUGACGCUCUUUUAGAAGUGCGUUUUCAAAGUGUGAUAGUUAACUUGAUGAUGGAUCUCUGCUCUAAUUGGUUGAGUUUUUAGCCAUUACAAUCUUUGUGAAUUUGUGGUUUUAAAAAUUAUGAACUGAAAAAGUAAUCAGCCACUUAACAAACACUACUUGCAUAUAAUGAAGAAAUGGGCUUAUGCUGGUCUGAGUAUACUUUCCAGUUUGAAUGUGAUACACAUUUCUGGUGCAAAAAAGUAGUUCACAGCCAAUCCGCUUAUUUUAUAUUGUAUGGUCUGACCCAUUGAGUGCAUGACACAUUUUUUAUUUUUAUUUAUUUUUAUUUCCCCUGCGUAUGUAAGAUACACCCCAGAACACAGGUUGCAAUAUUUUAAUGAUGAAAGAUAAUCAGUUUGUCAUUUCUUAUUCCUGAAGCACUUAUAAGGAGGAACCCUGUAGGGUAAUGGUGUUUUAGCCUAUCACAGGACAAACCUCUAAAAAGGUUGUGCAGUGACAUUUAAGAGGAGUGGAAGGGUAUUGGUAGAUUUGCUAGUGAAGAUGUUUAAUUGUUAGGAGCCUUGUGUUCUCUCUUUUUUUCUGGUUAAUUUAUAUGCAUAUGCACACUGGUCCACACAUCAGGCGGUUUAAAUUCUUUCCCCAGCCCUUUUCUAAAGGCACUUUAGAGGUCUUUAAUGUGCAGUUUUUCCAGUCUUAUACCUUUUUGUCUUCCAGGCCCUUUUUCUCCGUGUGACAUUAGGUUCAACAUUUAGGUUUUUGGGUUGGCUUUUUUUGUUUUGUUUUGUUUUUUUGUUUUUUUAUUUAUUUAUUUCUUCCAAACAGUGGGAGUACAUUGACAUAAUGAUUCACAAUGAGAACAGGUACAACACAGUUUUGACAGUCUGUUUUCGUUGCCGGGACAGGUAGCUCGGCAGAGAUAGGCAAAGCUGUGAGCUGAGCAUUGGUCUUAAAAUCUGUGACGACUGCUCUUUAUCAAAAUCUUUGAUGUUGUAGUUGGGAUCCAGAAUGAACGUUUCUUCUCCAAAAAUUGCUUGAAAGGCAUUUCCUUUUCAAAGGCAGGAUGAUGGUGGUUGAGUGGUCAGUGAGGGUUCCAUUUUCUUAUCUGGGAAGAACCUGCUCUGCACUUGAGCAAGGUCCAUUCCUUACACUGAUGCUGACUUACUGAGAGCAAGCCAGUGGCAAAACCUUAAUGGAGGAGCUCAUUUCUGUCUAAAGAAAUGAAUCGGUACUUUUUUUGCUUUUUCACCUUCAAGCAUAAGCUUCAGUUAGACAAAGAAGGAAACCACAACAAAAGACCAUGACCUGUUUCUUUAAUGUUUUGUUUCCUAAUGCAAGGGAAAAGUCCCUAUAUUUUGCCUCUGUGUGUGUGAGCGUGUGUGUGUGAUGCAUGUGUACACGUAUGUAUUGGUAUGAGAGUGUGACAAAAGGGUCUUUAAAAGGUUAUUCAUCUGAUUGUCAGAAAGUGUGAUGGGCCUUUGGCAAUUAAGUCCAGAAUGAAUUAUUUAGUUCCUAUUUAAUGAGAAGAAAUUACAUCAAUGAAAUAUGACUAUGUAUUAUGUUCUAAUGUGAUGCUAAAACAGUUAAGAAUAUGUAUUCUGUUACUAUGUAAUAAAAUGAGCAAAUUGGUUUUCUUUUCUGCUCCUUAACAAUGAAAUUAAAUUUAAGGUUCGUUAUGCCUGUA
This is a messenger RNA of Electrophorus electricus (electric eel), 4346 nucleotides long. It is a transcript of the gene rnf6, whose product is annotated as ring finger protein (C3H2C3 type) 6. Gene Ontology annotation, cellular component: nucleus. Lineage: Eukaryota; Metazoa; Chordata; Actinopteri; Gymnotiformes; Gymnotidae. Gene Ontology annotation, molecular function: ubiquitin protein ligase activity. Gene Ontology annotation, biological process: positive regulation of DNA-templated transcription; ubiquitin-dependent protein catabolic process; protein ubiquitination. The record is from RefSeq and is a predicted model, not a curated record.